UCGAAUUACGUCUAAACUCAGACCGCACGCAGGCAAUCCCGAUCGAUUCCACAGCAUUAAUUAUUUUUUCUCAACCCAGAUUAAUUAUUCUGUUCCAUUAGUUGAGGGUUUUAACAAUCGGAAUGGAGUGGCUUUUUUUUUGGGCGAGGGAGAGUUCAAGGGGAAAUAUUUGCAGAAAAAAGGGGUAUUGACCUGAGGAGGGAAAGCUGAUUAUCCAUUGAUUCCUGGACGGGGGCCAAGGGUGGAAUCCAGAAUCCACCAAUCGUGGAGAAUGGAACAAGGACAACAACCCACACUUUUAUGGCACAUCUCUCUCUUCAUCCACUCCACCCCUUUCCUCAGGUUCACUCCAGUUUGUGUUUGAUAUUUGUGCAAAUAUGGCGGACCCGUUGAGCUUACUGCGGCAAUACAAUGUUAAUAAAAAGGAAAUUAUCGAACGGGAGAAUCAAAUUAUUUUCGGUGAAUUCUCCUGGCCGAAAAAUGUCAAAACCAAUUACUUGACUUACGGAUCCGGCAAGGAGGGAACGCCGAAGGAAUACUACACCCUGGAGUGCCUGCUAUUUCUCCUGAAGCAUGUCCAGCUCACGCACCCGGUGUACGUGCGACAAGCAGCAGCAGAAAAUAUUCCAGUGGUGCGUCGUCCAGAUCGAAAGGAUUUGCUGGCCUACCUCAAUGGCGAGACAGCAACAUCAGCGGCAAUCGACAAAUCCGCACCCCUGGAGAUACCGACGCAGGUGAAACGAAGUGCCGAGGACGGCCUGGACAGUGGUCUCCUGAAGAAGCCGCGUUUCGAGGAGACCCAUGUGCAAAAAGUCAAAGAACAACUGGCAGCACGACUGGACGCCCCGAAGGAGGCGUCAGUCACCGUCGACAACAUAAAAUCCCUCUCGGAGGCGAUGUCCGUGGAGAAGAUCGCAGCAAUAAAAGCGAAACGCCUAGCUAAAAAACGUACGACAAUAAAAGAGAACGACGACAUAGGAAUGGGCUCAGACCUCCGAGUGAUCCUGGACAUGGAUGUCGAUGACACCAAGGACAUCGUCUCCAGGGAGCGACAAUGGAGAACCCGCGCAACCAUCCUCCAGAGUACAGGAAAGAUCUUCGCGAAGAAUAUAUUUGCAAUUCUCCAGAGUAUAAAAGCGAGGGAGGAGGGACGCCAGAAGGGGCCGUCAGCACCGACACCCCUGGCAACCCCGAGGGCAACACCAAUGAGGCCUUUACCCCAACCAGCUGUCUACAAUCGUUACGACCAGGAGAGAUUCAUACGGCAGAAGGAGGAGACCGAGGGCUUCAAGAUCGACACCAUGGGAACAUACCACGGUAUGACCCUCAAAUCCGUCACCGAGGGAACAAAUCCAGCUGUACGAAAAAUUCCACCCUCCAACACCUCGUCGAUACCCACUUCCGGUCUACUCCCAACAUCAGCAGCAAAAUUAACACCUCAGCAGGCAGCUCAGAAUAAAAGACCCAGUCGUACACCAAUCAUCAUUAUUCCAAGCGCAAAUACCUCUCUCAUCACCAUGUACAACUCCAAGGACAUCCUCCAGGAGCUCAAAUUCGUAUCCAGCGAUGAGAAACGAUCAGCUGGCUGCAAGAGGGAGAAUGAAAUAUUACUGCAGAGGAGAAAAGAGGGUGGACUCACUGUGCCUUAUCGGGUUAUUGAUAAUCCACAGAAAUUGAGUAGUAGUGAUUGGGAGAGAGUUGUUGCUGUUUUCGUUAUGGGACCGGCGUGGCAGUUCAAGGGGUGGCCCUAUGACGGCAAUCCUGUGGAUAUAUUCUCCAAAAUAUGCGCGUUUCAUAUCAAGUAUGAUGAGAUGAAACUCGACGCCAAUGUUGCCAGGUGGGCUGUCACUGUCAUUGAACUCAGUCGAACCAAAAGGCAUCUGGAUAGGGCGGCCUUGAUGAUGUUUUGGGAGCAUUUGGAUAAACACAUGAUUAAAAACAAACCACUUCUCAGAUUCUAAAGUCGAGAGGUCGACUUCGUUUGGGAGAGGAAUUCGUCGGAGUAUUGCGCGUAGGGUUCCAAGAACUCCAGGAAUAUUCAAUGACUUCAUAACGUCUUUCAGUUUAAUCCAUUACUUGCAUUCUCACAUUCGUCAUUUAGGUAUUAAUUGUAAAUAUUGAAUUGACAGAUUUGUACAUAUGGUGAGUGAUUUGUAAAAGAGUUUAGAGGCAAUACAACGGUCGAGGGCAACUUCGAUCUAUAAAUUAUGAAAGUGUUCACUUCAUUUAUUCCUUCCCGUUGUUAUUUUCCUCGUGCAUUACGUUUUUAUGGCUUCUCCCGUGUCAUUACUUCAUUAAUCAAUUAAUUUAAUCAGUACCUGAGAAUACAUUGCAUCAUUUCGACAGGGAAAAUGUAGAGAUCCAGAAGCUUGAGAUGAAUGACAUCUCGAAGUGAAAAAUUAUCGUUCUAUAACGGUGUACCAGAAAUAUUCUCAUAUUCCAACUUUCUAAAAUCAAAAUAUCUCCAUUCAUAUCUGCGACUCGAGACUCGUGUCGUCAGGACAGACAAAUCUGCAAAAACAUUAGGACUCUUCCUGUUCUUGACGCAAUACGCUAAUUAGGGAUUAAUAUUUUUUAUCGACAAGUCAUGUUUUUGUUCUCCAGGGAAUAACAAUUGUCUCAGAGCAACGCAAUAAAAAAUGAGCAUA
Molecule: messenger RNA, 2648 nt
Organism: Fopius arisanus
Lineage: Eukaryota; Metazoa; Arthropoda; Insecta; Hymenoptera; Braconidae
Product: parafibromin
Exons: 4
Coding region: 378-1961 (527 amino acids)
Biological process (GO): transcription elongation by RNA polymerase II; positive regulation of transcription elongation by RNA polymerase II
Cellular component (GO): Cdc73/Paf1 complex
Molecular function (GO): RNA polymerase II complex binding
Source: RefSeq, a predicted model, not a curated record